AUGUCGUCUCGCAAGCAGUUUGCAUGUGACUUAGCUAUCAGACUUGUCCAGGAGCAAUAUGGCGACGCAGUUGGGGGUGUUUUUAAAUACCUCGCCGCUAAGGGACAGCUACCCCUCGGCGAAAUCAUUCGUGGCACUGGCCUGUCGGCCUCGUUGGUAAAGCAGGCACUGCUGAUCCUCAUUCAGCAGAACUGCGUCAGCGUCUACCUGCAGCCAGGCGAGGAGUCCUUCCGUGGCGCGCGCCCCAGCUUCCAUGUCUACGAAUGUGAUCUGGGUCGCGUGCUUCAAAUCAUCAGGCACUCUCGCUUCCUGCUUCACAUCCGGGAUGAAGCGGGCGAGGUGGCCGAGCACAUUGUGGCGCAGCUACUUCAGGAUGGGCGACUCAGGAUGGACCAGGUGUUGGGCGGUGUGGCUGCCAGGAUGGGUAAGGCCCAGGAGGAGGUGGCGGACACGAUCCGAAACACCUUCAUAUCGCUGGUGCAGGCCCACUACGUGGAGCGCGCCCCGCUGUGCAACGCCCCCCCGCCCACCAUCAGGCCCCACCCCAACAGCGUCAAAGCCAGGAAGAAACCGGCAGGGGGCGGCGAGGCAUUCGCUGCUGAGCAGGGAGCCGCCAGUCGUACACUUGAGGAGUUGGCCAUCGAGAAGGCGAGGUUCAAGGUGCCCGCUGACCUGGCGCUGCAGAUGUUCGGAACGACGACGGCAGGAGGGGGAAAUGCGGCGGCGGCGGCAGCGCUUGGCGGCGGCGCCGAAGCCGCCGCGGACGGCGGUGGCGGCGGCGAUGGAGCCACCGGUGGUGGUGGCGGUGUGAAGCGGCGAGCCGAGGAUGAGUUGGAGCUGUUGGCAGUCCCGAAGUCGGCUCCACCGGCGAAGAAGGCCCGGAUACGAGCUGGCACUGCCCGAGCGGACGUCGUCACCUCCACCCCCGGGGCAGGGCCAGGGGCAGGGCCAGGGGCAGGGCGGUCCAGUGGCGGCGGGGCAGCGGGAGGAGGGGCGGGUCCCUCCUCGCCUGUGGCUGCUGCUGAGCCUCCCGUGGUGUUGUGGCGGGUGAACAAUGACGAGUUUAACCGGGUGUUCAGGCAUCAGGCGAUGGUGGGUCUCAUUCGGGAGAAGUUCGACGAGGACGCGGCGGCGGUGGUGACCGCCAUGUUGGCCACCGCGCGGCCGCAUGAGGCCUCCGUCAAGGAGGAGCGCAGUGUGCCGCUGAGUGAGGGUGAGAUUGAGACCACCGUGGGGAGACUCACGACGGCAGGUGUACUGGAGGCUCUGCCGCAGCAGCCGGUGUCUGCCGUACUCCGUACAUUGGCUAGCGACCCGUUUGAGAUGUUUUCCCUCGCGGCCACCGGGAUGCAGGGCUCCCCCAUGUACGUCAUCAAUUCGCAACGCGUCAUCGACCUCAUCAUGCUGAAGCAGAUCGAGGCCGUAGUCAAGUCCCGGUACGACAUAGCGGGUUUACGAGUCUUCCGGCUGCUGGCUCUGCGGGGCCAGUUGGAGCAGAAGCAGAUUGCUGAUCUGGCCAUGUUGCCUCAAAAGGACACGCGGGAGCUGCUGUACCGCAUGUUGGCGGGGGGCUUCGUGCUGCUGCAGGACAUCCCCAAGUCCGCGGACCGCGCCCCCAGUCGCAGCUUCUACACCUGGCGGGUGUCCGUUACUGCCAUCUGCGAGGCCACCGCGGGGCAGCUGUUCAGAGCCACGGGGCGGGUGCAUCAGCGACUGAAGUUCGAGAUGGAGAAGGAGAAGGAGCUUCUGGGUCUGUUGGAGUCUGCCAAGGAGGCCAAGACCGUCAACUUCACCCUGACAACGGCCCAGCGCCAGGCGGUGAACCGCCUGAAGCGCAUGUCGGAGGUCAUGGAGACCAGCCUGCAACACCUGGAUGAGAUGAUUGCGGUGUUCAAUGACUUUUGA
This is a messenger RNA of Volvox carteri f. nagariensis, 1905 nucleotides long. RefSeq lists its product as uncharacterized. NCBI's taxonomy places the organism in Eukaryota, Viridiplantae, Chlorophyta, Chlorophyceae, Chlamydomonadales, Volvocaceae. Bases 1 to 1905 code for a protein of 634 amino acids. Gene Ontology annotation, molecular function: single-stranded DNA binding. Gene Ontology annotation, biological process: DNA-templated transcription. Gene Ontology annotation, cellular component: RNA polymerase III complex. The record is from RefSeq and is a predicted model, not a curated record. The transcript is spliced from 14 exons.